AUGCGCCGCCACGCACCGCCACCAUCGCCGGCGCGUGUAGCCCACGCGCCCACCUUUGGCGAGACCCACUCGCCGCCGCCGCCGCCACAAACAGGGUCGCCGAAGCCCCCUGAGUCCAUUCCUAGGGUCGGUGACGACUCGUUUGGGCUGUAUUUGAGCAGAUCUGACUUUUAUGAUUUGCUCCCCUUUCCCAGCGAGACCUACUCGCCGCCGCCGCCACAGACAGGGUCGCCGGAGCCUCCUGAUUCUGUUCCUUGGGGCCUUAAUCAUGAGUACGACCCAAUCCGGGUUCAAAUUUUUGGGAUAGAAAAAUUACCACCCCUGUCAGAAGUCUUUUUUAUGGUAAGAGGAGAAGAAACUCGGAGAUCUGUCAUGCUUCAUGGAGGGAUCUCCAACACAGGCUCUGCCAUGACAAUUAGAAAGGGAGUCCACAAGGGAACAAAUGCUGGGGGAAAAACGUUUGAAAGAGAACAGGAAGCCACCAAUCUAUCUAGUCCGUCCCAGUCUAAUCCACCACCCCCACCACCACCAGAUCUUGAUAUGAAAGCUUAUAAGGAGAAACUCGAGCGCUUGGAAGCAAUGAUUGAAUCAAUGAGUAAGCCCUUUGGAUCAUGUACUCUGUCCAUAAAAGGAUCUUGUCACGGGGAAGACGAUUUUAACUGCUAA
Messenger RNA from Vigna radiata var. radiata (mung bean), 666 nucleotides. Its product is annotated as formin-like protein 20. The coding region runs from base 1 to 666 and encodes 221 amino acids. The transcript is spliced from 4 exons. Lineage: Eukaryota; Viridiplantae; Streptophyta; Magnoliopsida; Fabales; Fabaceae. The record is from RefSeq and is a predicted model, not a curated record.